Sphenostylis stenocarpa is the source of this 462-nucleotide messenger RNA. NCBI's taxonomy places the organism in Eukaryota, Viridiplantae, Streptophyta, Magnoliopsida, Fabales, Fabaceae. The record is from the annotation of a GenBank genome assembly.
AUGGAACAACAAUUUGGGACACUGUCCUCUAGUAUUACUCGCACUCUUAAAGUUGACAAACUAGAAAACCAAAAGCAACUUAAUCUGGCUAUGAAUGCAAGUGAAGAGGUGGUGGACGAAUUUGAAAGCACGAAGUUCACUUGGAACCUGGACGAGGGUUCCGAGGAAGACUCUGACAAUUCCCGUAAGCAUUCCUUUGUACUAACCUUCACCGAGAGUCACAGAGAGAGAGUAUUGGAUCGGUAUAUCCCACACAUGCUUGAAACGAACGAGGCCACGAAAGCUGAGAAGAAAAUUGUAAAAUCUAUUCCUGGAUUAAUUAUGAUUGGACCGAGAGCGAGUUAUCUCAACCACACUCAAAGAAGGGGAAAGGCAACUUUGCUUCUGAAUCGGGUUGGAUGCCCAAAUUUUGAUGUCCCAAACAAAAAUCCUAAUUUUCUUAGUCCACAGAGGCGGCUCUGA